GGCGGCGCGGAGCGGAGCAGGCCCGGCGGCGGCGCGCCCCUCACCGCUGUGUCGUCCCCGCAGAGCAAACGGCCGAGCAGCCCCGCACAAAGCGGAAGCACAGUUACUCUAGAGUAUCUGACCUACCCCAGCGGAGUGCUGCAGAACCAGGGGCCUUGCUGCAGGAUUUAGCUCAAGCUUGCUGCGGAGUACACGGGACCUGGGGACUGAGUUUGCCCUAAAAGAAAUCAUGUCAUCAGGAGGAGCUGAAGAUGAUAUUCCCCAAGCAGAGAGGAAAACGGUUACAGAUUUUUGCUACUUGCUGGAUAAAUCUAAACAGCUGUUCAAUGGCUUAAGGGAUUUACCUCAGUAUGGGCAGAAGCAGUGGCAAUCCUAUUUUGGGCGAACAUUUGACGUUUACACCAAACUCUGGAAGUUUCAACAGCAGCAUCGACAAGUAUUGGACAAUCGGUAUGGGUUGAAGCGGUGGCAAAUUGGGGAAAUUGCUUCCAAGAUUGGGCAGCUCUAUUACCAUUAUUACUUGCGCACUUCUGAAACCAGCUAUCUCAAUGAAGCUUUCUCCUUCUAUUCCGCAAUCAGGCAGAGGUCAUACUACUCCCAGGUUAACAAGGAAGACAGGCCUGAAUUAGUGGUUAAGAAGCUGCGUUACUAUGCAAGGUUUAUAGUGGUUUGCCUCUUGCUCAACAAAAUGGAUGUUGUAAAGGAUCUUGUAAAGGAGCUUUCAGAUGAGAUUGAAGACUACACUCAUCGUUUUAAUACUGAAGAUCAAGUGGAGUGGAACCUGGUUCUUCAGGAAGUGGCAGCUUUUAUUGAGGCAGACCCUGUAAUGGUUUUAAAUGACGACAACACCAUUGUAAUCACCUCCAACAGGCUUUCUGAAACUGGAGCUCCGUUGCUGGAGCAGGGAAUGAUAGUGGGACAGCUUGCUCUUGCAGAUGCACUGAUUAUUGGGAACUGCAAUAACCAGGUGAAGUUCAGUGAAUUGACAAUUGAUAUGUUCCGAAUGCUACAAGCACUUGAAAGGGAACCAAUGAAUUUAGCUUCACAGAUGAACAAACCUGGAAUGCAGGAGUCAACAGAGAAACCAGCCAGGCGGGAAAACCCUCAUAAAUACCUACUUUAUAAACCAACUUUCAGCCAGCUGUACACAUUUUUAGCAGCAUCGUUUAAGGAGCUGCCUGCAAACAGUGUGCUGCUGAUUUACUUGUCUGCCACGGGCGUGUUCCCAUCAGGUCGUUCGGAUAGUGAAGGUCCGUAUGAUUUUGGUGGUGUUCUGACAAAUAGUAACCGAGAUGUUAUAAAUGGAGAUGCUAUCCACAAGAGAAACCAAUCUUACAAGGAGAUGCACUGCCUUCACCCUGGGGAUCUCUACCCUUUCACAAGAAAGCCACUUUUUAUCAUUGUGGAUUCUUCGAACAGUGUGGCCUAUAAGAAUUUCACAAACUUAUUUGGACAACCAUUGGUGUGUUUGCUUUCUCCGACAGCAUAUCCAAAAGCAUUACAAGAUCAGUCUCAGCGGGGUAGCCUCUUCACACUCUUUCUGAACAAUCCUUUAAUGGCAUUCCUAUUUGUCUCUGGAUUAUCAAGCAUGCGCAGAGGAUUGUGGGAGAAGUGUCAGGAUUACCUUAGAAAAAUCAAUCGAGAUAUUGCGCAGCUGCUGACCCACUCCCGCUCCAUAGAUCAAUCCUUUCUUCAGUUUUUUGGGGAUGAAUUUCUUCGUUUGCUUCUAACAAGAUUUAUCUUCUGUUCAGCUACUAUGAGGAUGCACAAAAUUUUCCGGCAGGAGACACGAAAUUAUCCAGAAUCUUAUCCUCAGCUGCCAAGAGAUGAAACGGUGGAGAACCCUCACCUCCAAAAGCACAUUUUGGAGCUGGCUUCCAUACUGGAUGUUAGAAAUGUUUUCCUGGAAAACACUCUUGACGACUAUUAAGAAAAACUGUCUUACUGCAAAGGGUUUUCCCUGGCCACAGAUUUUGAAUGGUGCGGUUUUCUAAUGUGAAAAUCAUAAAAGGAAGUACUUGAUUUUAUUUUUAAACUUAGGACCAUUAUUUUAAAAAGUAAUAAUAAACAGCUGUUAGGUUAGCUGUUCCAUUCUGUAUGGGGGGGGUCGAUUUUAUAAGAAGUUUUCAUGUCUUUUAAAUGUUAAAGAAUUGCUAGAGGUUUAUCUCUGGUCUUGUGGUUGUCAACCACAUUUCCAACAGCUGAUCCUAAGCAUAGAAGUAUUAUUGGUUACCUUUAGCCCACAUUUGUGGAAAUCCUUUAUUUUUAUACAAUUUUAAGAAAUUGGGAAAAAAAUUGAUAGAAAAAUGAUAUUUUGUCCCCAAAGAGUCUGGAUUUGAAAUGAUGGAGAUGGAACCACACAGUGCAAACAGACAAUAGCAAUAAAACAAAGUCCUUCAUAACCAAUAUAUUUUUUCAGUCUUAGGCAAGUAAGUAGACAAAGAUUAAGUUGCAUUUGGAGACAGUGAGUUUGAAAUGAAGUUGUAAAGAAAGUUAAUGCUCCCUACAGAUUUGACACAGCAAUGUCGUAUAUAAACUCUGAACUGCUGUCCAAGGACACAAUUUCCUCUCUGUCUGAUGGGACAUGUGCUUAGCAGAUCAGUGAAUUAAAAACUAAGAAAGCUAGCACCUCUUUCUCACUGUAAUAAGGAUUGUCUUGCCAUUUUUGUUGCUGCCACUAUUUUAUAGGAGAUUGCAUUCUUCAUUUUGAGCCACUAGUUGGAUAUUCUUUAAUUUCUGGCAGGUGUUAUCCUCCUCUCUUUUUGUGGAUGGAAUGUGUGGCUCCCACAGCAUUACCAUUCCCUGACUGGAGUUGAAAGAAUUCCAUGUAAAGUGCUGAAUGCAAGCCCUUCUUAUCCCCCAUUUAUCAGACCAACCUGUGCUGGAGCUGCACCCCAAGAGAGAGAUGCCAGUGCUCCUCUCAUGGGUUAAACUAAGUGGGUACUGCCAGUAGAACAAACAAACAAAACAGAGAGGUUGUGGUUGUGUUUGGUAGCCCUGUAGUCUCCCUCAGCCUAGGAAUCUUAGGGAGUACAAUGGCCUCUGCAAAGGCUCUUACUGCAGAAAAGUGCUUGCUUGACUCAUUUGGACUGUACUGCCUUCUUUGCAGAGCUGGAGGACCUCUUGCAACUCCUGACAGUAAAGGUUUGAGCAGGGGGAAGGAAAUGAAAAUAUUUUAAUUCAGUGAGUUUAUGUUCGCUGUUCCAUGGACUAGAAAGGCAGUGGAAGGAUGAGUGUGAUCAGUGCUUUUAUGUUAAACCUCAGCCAUGUCUCCAUUUCUGUUGGGGAAAAAAGAAAUGCAAGAUUUGGUGACUACCAUAGUUAUUGCAGUAGACCUAAUUGCAAGUGUUGUCAUACAAGGUAUGAUUUACUCAGCUGGAAUAGUGGAGAGAGGGCAGCAGUUCAGCACUGAUGAGCCUUCGUUCAGCUGUGAAUAGCACAGUAUGGCACAUCAGGAAUUGCUGGAGUGGUGGUGGGAAGUUGCUGUGAAGGUCUUCUCUAUAUGGGAUGCAGCUGAUGCCACCCAUUCUUUAAUUUCUCAAGUGAAAAAAAAAAAAAAAAGUAUUAAAAAAAAAAAAAGUAGUGUAUGUUCUAAGCAGUCUUGAAGCUGUUGUGUUGGGUUGUGUUGGGCCCCCCACCACUUGGUGCUGUUCUUUGGACUAUGGCAGGACUUUGUUACAUGGGAUGUGGAGUUUAUUUUAAAGAGUGUGUGUCUGUGUGUGCAUGUGUAUUCUAGGCGUUUGUGUGUAUAUGUACAAUACGCAUACAUCUACUGGCUGGUGUAAAUUGUAAAUAUGUAUAUAUGUAUAGGUACUUGUAUAUGUAUUAAAAAGUAUGAAACAGUACAAUGUCUAUAUACAAAAUUUAUAUAUACACACAUAUGCCAUUCUGGGUGCGUUCCCCAAAGUAUUCCAGAUCAUUUGUGGUUGUCAUAAAAGUUAUGGCUCUUCUGCUGUUGUUACAGUCUGUUUUCAGGGACUUGCAGUUGGUCCUUGAAGUUACUUGGAAGUGAUUUCAGAUACAGGAGGCCUUGGUCAGCUGGGGCAGUGACUACUCCUGUAUGUGCUACAGUGAUUAGAUUCUAAGAUUCUGAACUGUGAAGUGAAUGGUCUGCCUUUCCUUCUGGUAGGAGGUCUCCAGUUAUUAAAAUGUGGGAUUCUGUGUGGAAGCUAAAUAUAAUAGAAAGCCUUUUGAUGCAGCAGCAAGUGAGAGAGAGGGAUUUUCAGUUCCCCUGUCUGCUGUUCCUCCUUUGGCAGCAUUCAGCUUACAGGGGAGGAGGAUGCAGAUUUCCCAAGCUCACUGCCUUCCAAUCAAAUGCUUUUUUUUUACUUUAGCGUUUGCUUUUGAUUAAGCUGUUCUCAUUUUGGUUCCAUGUAUCUGGACGACAGUAUGCUAGUUCUAAGGAUAGGAGUGAUGGUUCCAUUAGCGUGAGCUGGUGGGCUUCUGUGGGUAGUUGUUUGUGAAGCAAAUGGGAGAGCCUUGGCAGACACAGUCUUCAUUUUAGCUGGGCUGAAGCAGGGAGUCUUUGCUUUGAUCUUAGAGGUUUCUAAUACACUAUGCAGCCCUAAGAAAAGGUCUUUAAAAAACAAAACAAACAAAAGAGUUGCAGAUGCUAAAAUAUAAGAGGAGAAUAUGAAGCUUUGAAAAUUCAUUCAGAAGUUGAAUUUCUUAGCAGCAAUGACUGUCCAAGGCAAGAAUUCCUCCUGAAGGACCCUUGUCCUCUUCUUACCUUCUGACCUUUGGUUCAGAGGGAUUGCUGCUGACAGGGGUAUUCAAAGAUAAACAGAACUCCUGUUCUGUUAGUAAGAGUGCAAAGGUGUACCUUGCAAAGAAAAAGGCUGAUACCUUCUGUCUGCUCUAGCUGUAGAUGGAUAAGCAUCUAGUCAUGGAUUCUGAGCCAGCCCCCUCCCUUCUGACCCAAAACAACUGCUUUCAAGAUGAAAAGUGGUAUUUUCUCUCCAAGUAAAAUCUUGUCUUGUUUGAACUUACUGAGUCAUUCUAAAGUUGUGCUACUGUGUGCUGUGUGCUAUGGUCCUAGGUACCUUCUCUGUGUAUGCUUGUACGUACUGAAGAAAACUUUGGUUUGUGUAUUUAGCAGUCCUGGCUGGAAGUGAGGGGAAGACCGAACCAUUUUUGAGUGAGAACAGAUCCCUUUCUUCUCAGGCCUAAUGCCUUCCCUCUUGUCUUGCUAACCUUUUGCUUAUGUUAAUGGAGAAGACUUGCCAUCACCAGGCAAGGGUAAAUUCUGUAUGUUAUGUACUAUGAGAGGAAAAUGUGAGCUGUACUGAAUGUCUGUGUAUUGGACUGCUUCUGCCUAGCUUCCUAUUUCCUCUGCAUGUAAUGCAUUUGAAUUAAUCCUACUUUCAGAGGAGGCACCUCUAUUCCUACCCCUGUUCAGAACAUCAUAGCCACGAUUAGUGUUGCUGCCUUCUCUUUUCACCUUUUUGACUCAUCAAAAUAAUAGUGGGAAGGGAAGAGAGGGAAAUGAAUCUGCAGCUAUUUUUUACUACUGGGGUGUGCUGUCUCGUUUUCUUCAUGCACAACUUAAAUGGAGCACUAGCUCUGUGAGCUUUGCAAACUGGAGUUGCUCCCUGGAGUGCUUUCUUGAGAAGUUUCAGGACUGUUUGUUUGAGUAGUCUAUCAAACAGUAUCUGUCAGGUAAGACUUAAUAAAGCUCUCAAGAUCAUUCCAUAGGGAGAUGUGCAGAGAUGCCUUUUAAGGAUCACAGGAGAUAGAUGGAGAUGGGGAAUUAGGCUUCAGAUAAUCAUCUUCAUAAGGUACGAAGUGAGUAGUUCUGGUCAGGCAGCUCCUCUAAGAAUGAAAGUAUCUAUCAUUCCAUUGCUCACCCACAGGCAUGCUGUUGUGAAGUGCCUCCCCCCGCUCUGCCUUCAUCCUUACACUGUAACUCCAUGCUGUGCCCGACGUCUGCUUUUCCUAUGAGCUAAAAAGCUUGGAAUCCGUCUGGACAACUUGUUUUUCAUUUUGUUUUGUGUUUUGUUUUGUCUUGAGGCUUCUUUUGUAACAGCUUUAUCUAUGUUAGAUUCUUCAGUAGGUGUUUGUAUUACAGGUCACUAAUGAUGGCAGUAGCAGAGCCCUCAGUUAGUCCUGCCCUUUCCAGACCAAGUGGCUGCCUGGGUGUCAGCAGCUGAUCUGUGAUGGCUGCAGCUGUUCUGUGGCUGAGGAGCUGCGCAGCCUGAAAACUGUUAAAAUCCCUUGGUGACUUUGCAUAGCAGCACUGUCAGCUUGUGUGAGGGGUGUUGGUGUGGAGGGCAGGGCAGAAGUCUGCAAAGUGAAGAGGUUACAAUUGCUGAGAUGGCUCUCUGACAUUUUCUAGUGUCUUUGACUUCUAGAGCAGUUCUGUUUCUGUGACCAAAUCUAUUGCAUGUGCUUUGAAGAUUCAGAUAUCUGCAACUAGAACAGGAGGAAUACAUCAAUUUAUUUUAUUCUUCUGGGUUUUUGUUGUUGUUUUUUUCACUCUAAACCAUUCCUCUGCCAAAACAAAAGAGAUUUAGUUUGAGAUUUUCAAAUUGGAUCAUUUGGAAUAUCAAAGAGCAUCUCUGCAUCUUGUUGGUGCACUGGUGCACACAGAGAUGUUUUGCCCUUGAAGCUCCUACUUUCACAUUGCAGCUGCUGUUCCCUGGCCCAAAGGCGCCCUGGAGCCUCCUGCUUUGCAGCUGUUCAAGGAUGAAGGCUUGUUCUUGCUAUGGGCCCCGCUGGCACUGCAGGGCUCCUUUGGCACGUGUUGGUCAUUGCUUCCUUCAUCGGGGCUGUGUUAGGGCUGGUUCUGCCCGCAGGGCCCCAGAGCAGGAGCUGUGCCCUGCAGUGCAGCCAUGCAGCAGAGCGGGGCUGGGCCUGCACUGCAGUGAAACCAGAAAUCAGAACAUUUGGUACCCAAAGUCAUUCUAUAAUGGAUUAGCUCGAAGUUAUUUGACAGCCACGUGCCUGUACAUCGUAUUUUGGUAAAAGCAGAUAUUUUACUUAAAAUAGAGAUAUAUGAAUAAAAGUUUUGGAGCAAAUAGCUUUUUUUUUUAUUUUUUAUUUUUUUUCCAUUUUCCAAAGGCUCUGUAAAUUGCCAAAGCAAUGUAAUGCCAGAGAGUUCUAUCUAUGUUGGUGUCUGGGAGGAACGCGAUGUGUUUGUAUUACUGCUGCAAUUGUCGGGGGGAAGUGAAAGCUGAGCUGGAAGUGCGACUGGGUCUGUGUCGGUUGGGCGCUGCACAAACAGCUCGGUUACGGCUCUGUACCGGCAAUGACAAUAAACGCUCGGGGCGGGGCUGCCCGCUGCUGCCAUCA
Molecule: messenger RNA, 7290 nt
Organism: Coturnix japonica (Japanese quail)
Lineage: Eukaryota; Metazoa; Chordata; Aves; Galliformes; Phasianidae
Gene: SCAI
Product: suppressor of cancer cell invasion
Biological process (GO): DNA-templated transcription
Molecular function (GO): transcription corepressor activity
Source: RefSeq, a predicted model, not a curated record